Patiria miniata (bat star) is the source of this 2810-nucleotide messenger RNA. Its product is annotated as serine/threonine-protein kinase Chk1-like. Gene Ontology annotation, biological process: protein phosphorylation; DNA damage checkpoint signaling. The record is from RefSeq and is a predicted model, not a curated record. The coding region runs from base 122 to 1540 and encodes 472 amino acids. Gene Ontology annotation, cellular component: nucleus. The transcript is spliced from 13 exons. Gene Ontology annotation, molecular function: ATP binding; protein serine/threonine kinase activity. Lineage: Eukaryota; Metazoa; Echinodermata; Asteroidea; Valvatida; Asterinidae.
UAUGUAAAGUGUAGCGGUCUAACAACAACACGCAUGCAGCACUUGCAUGCUUUCCGCGGGAUUUAUGUAUUUGGCCAGUCAUGUCGACGAUGAAUGGAUAUUUUUACAUAAUUAGUCCAAGAUGGUGACCCCAUUUGUGGAAGGCUGGGACUUUGUGCAGACACUGGGGGAGGGGGCAUAUGGAGAGGUGAAGCUUGCGGUCAAUCGUAGCACACAGGAGGCUGUAGCUGUCAAGAUACUCAGUCUGGACAAAGCAAAAGGGGCCCUAGAGAAUGUCCGCAAAGAGGUCUGUGUCCACAGGAUGAUGAACGACGAUCACAUUGUUCGCUUCUACGGCCAACGCAAAGAAGCCAACAUUCAGUAUCUCUUCCUGGAGUACAUGAGCGGGGGAGAGCUCUUUGAUAGAAUUGAGCCUGAUAUUGGUAUGCCAGGCAAGCAGGCCCAUCGGUACUUUGUUCAACUGAUGGCCGGCGUUGAGUAUUUACACAAGAAGGGUGUGACCCAUCGAGAUCUGAAGCCAGAAAACUUACUUCUGGAUGAUAACGAUAACCUGAAGAUCUCAGAUUUUGGUCUAGCCACGGUCUUCCGGCACCAGGGCAAAGAGCGUCUGAUGGCCAAGUGUUGCGGGACGCCUCCCUACGUCGCUCCAGAGGUCAUGAAGAAGGAGGAGUUUCCUGCCGAGCCGGCUGACGUCUGGUCCUGUGGGAUCGUUCUUGUGGCCAUGCUGGGCGGAGAACUGCCGUGGGAUGAACCGACGUACGAAUGUAAGGAGUUCCGUGAUUGGUUGGAUAAGAAGAUGCACCUGUCGCCGUGGAAGAAGAUCGAUCCCUUGCCAUUAGCAUUACUUCGGAAAAUCUUGACGGAGUCUCCUACCAAGCGCUGCACAAUAGCCACACUGAGGAAAGACAGAUGGUACAAUGGCAAAACUUGGCCUCACAGACCCCCAUCAAGUUCACCAACAAGUUCCGGUUCAUUCAAGCGUGUCUGCUCAGGCAAUGACCUUUCACCUACGUCAUCUAUCAGAAGAGAGAACUCAGCCACGUUCUCCAGCUCCCAGCCCAUACCGCACGCCGUCCAUGACAUGCCCACACCAGAAACCACCAAAGAAUCCGUGGAGAAGUUAAUCCUCGGCGUCAGCUUCUCACAGCCGGUCCACAUUGACUCCUUGCUGCUGAGUAGUCAGAUACAGUCAACGCCCGGUAGCUCACAGACACCUAUGCAGAGACUAGUUAAGCGCAUGACCAGGGUUUUCACCAAACUUAGCCCCGACGAAACCAUCAAGAAACUCACUGCCGUACUAGAGAAGAUGGGCUACAGCUGGAAAACGACAACGGCAAGACAGGUCACAAUCACAUCUCUGGAUCGACGGAAGAACCCGCUGAUCUUCAAAGCACACCUGCACGAGAUGGACGACAAAGUACUUGUAGACUUCAGACUAUCAAAGGGUGAUGGUAUCGAGUUCAAGCGACACUUCCUCAAGAUAAAAGGAAAGCUGGUGCACAUCACCACCAAAGUACCCCUGCUCUCCCCUUUUGUCUGAAUGGCCUGACCCAGCUGGGUCAGAGGUCACAACACUCAGCAUUUCCCGAUUGAGGGUAGCAGUAUUAAUACCAACUCUUCCAUUAAUUAUGAAGGUAGUUUUGUAUCACUAUUUUUGUCAGGGUUUUAUGCGAUCACGAGUUCCUACGAUCAGCUUGUUCCACAAUCCACAGUGCCUGAAAAAAAUCUCGCAAUCUUUGGAACUUCAGGAAUUGUGGCCUUUUACUCAUGAUCAGGUGGUGAUUCGUUGUGAACGACGUCAACUUGUCAUCAAAUUUGGCAGGCUUGUUGUUUGAGAAACUUGAGUUAUUUCAAUUCAAACUUGGCCCAGUUACACUGCAUCUGAAUCGCAUGGGUGCCACUGCCAAUUGACACAUGUGUCCAGGGAUAGCUGACUGUCAAUUUGUGUGUUUGCUGAGUUUGGCAUGAUGAUAAAUCUCCAGAUACCUUUAAAUCUGCAAUUUUUUUUCUCAUCGUUUUCCUGAUUCAAGAUGGAUAAACCAACCAUUUUAUAAAAUUGCAUUGUCCAUGAUAGUCAACACACAAGCUUUGACAAGUUAGGAGGAGAGAAUUGACCAGAAAAUGUUGAUCAACUUACUUCCUUUUCAAUAAAUGAAUCAAAAGCAACAUUUAUAAUUAUCAUCCUGUAUUUUAAGGUUUACACUUUACACAAAAGAGUGUUUUCCCCCAUAUUUUAUCAAGGUAUAAUGUAUUAUAUAAACUGAUGCAUUGAAUGCACUGCAUACCUUACAAAAGCGUCAUAGAAAACAGCAGUUACAAGUGUUGAGCCGGAUAUAUACUAUUAUUGAAGGCAAGUUGUCAAAAGCCCAUCACAAGCCAAUCAAUGUCAAUGUUGCCUAUUUUUUUUUUAAACAUGAAAUGUACGUUUUUGAGGUUUUGGUUCCACUUCUUUUGACUCACUCUGUAGAUCUGACUUGCGAGGACUUGCUGAUGUCAACUCUACUGCUAUUUCAUGUUCCUUCGGUUGUGUAGCCUGUUCUCUAAAUAUCUAGAAGCCAAAUAAUGAGUUCCUUGCUAAUUUUCAGCUUAUCUGGAACCGGAAACCGUUAAUUAUAUUCUCGUCGUCUUCACUGUGCCAAACAAAAAUGAUUGGAUUUUCAUGUGUACAAUUUCUUUAAUCUUUUGUUCCGAUCAUCACGUUUGCUAACGUUUUGCAUUUCAAGAUAAUAUUUUUGUAAUCUUAAAAGAAGCUUUUUGGAAAAAAAAACACAUUGUUACAAAGUAAAUUAAAGAUCCACUGGAAAAAAAUA